AUGGCCUCAUCAAACAAGACAAUGGACUUCAAGUGCGCCCUCGUCACUGGAGGCGGCGGCGGCAUCGGCAAGGCGCUAUCGCAGUGGUUCAUCUCCAAGGGCAAGAAGGUCAUCAUUGCAGGCCGGACAGAGUCUAACCUCAAAUCGACGGCUUCUGAGAUCGGCGCUGCUGGUUACUACGUGUUGGACACUGGACGGGUCGCCGACAUUCCCGACUUCAUCAGCAAGAUCACCAAAGAGCACCCCGAGCUGGACUGCCUCGUCAACAACGCCGGCGUGCAGCGGCCCCUGGAGGUCGAGAAGCAGGACCCGGAGGAGUUCCUGCAGAAGGCGGACCAGGAGAUUGACAUCAACAUUCGCGGACCCAUGCAUCUGGCGCUGGGCCUGCUCAAGCACCUCAAGACCAAGGAGCACGCAGUGAUCAUGAACGUGUCGAGCGUGCUGGGCUUCGUGCCCUUCUCGGUCAUCAACCCUGUCUACAACGGAACCAAGGCGUGGCUGCACUUCUGGAGUGUGGCGCUCCGAACACAACUCAAGGGAAGCAAUGUGCGGAUCGUCGAGAUCGCACCUCCGGCCGUGGGCACUGAUCUGCACCGGGAGCGAGAGGACCCUGAUGACAACAAGAAGCACAAGAACCCGAUCUCUUUGACGCUCGAGGAGUUCAUGGACGAGAUCAGCAAGAAGUUGGAGAAUGGCGACGAGAUGAUCACGGCUGGUCCCGGUAAUGCUAUCGUGAAGCAGUGGGAUGAGACGAUGGGUGCCAAAUACAAGGAGAUGACGAGUAAGAGCAAAUAG
Molecule: messenger RNA, 795 nt
Organism: Truncatella angustata
Lineage: Eukaryota; Fungi; Ascomycota; Sordariomycetes; Amphisphaeriales; Sporocadaceae
Product: putative short-chain dehydrogenases/reductase
Exons: 2
Coding region: 1-795 (264 amino acids)
Cellular component (GO): membrane
Source: RefSeq, a predicted model, not a curated record